CCCCUCUCCAAAUAUUUUAUUUCUCUCUUUUUCUUAAAAACAAUGCAAACGAAUGUAGGAUUAGACAAAUCGUGAAUCAUAUACAAUUCCACUUUCUGUGGCCUAUCCCAUGUUUUCCUUCUAGUUCUCUGUUUUGAAACUUUUCACUCCGAAAAUUCCGAAAUUCACAUUCCAUCCCGUCGAAAUGUGACCCACUCAAAUAUUCAAAACUCAGUCAAAAUGUGCUCCUUUCAAAAAUGUUGAUGGCGCAACUUCUGGGCACCCUUAUUCAUCAGACCGUUUCAAAGGUUCGUAUCUUUCUAGCGCAGAAAUCUUUCUUCCUCUUGGAGAGUUCAUAUACACUCAAUGGCAAAGAGUAUAGGAUGAACAGAUUUCGGUCAGUCAAAGUUGGAAGAAAUGAACUUCAUACUUCAGACACUCAAAAACAGAUGAGAUUGUCAUCACUCAACUCCAAUUAGAGCGCUACCUCCUUACCCACUGCUAUCUGAUGGCAAAAGAAUAUGUGCCAAAGUGUCAGCAUUUUAUUAAUAGAGAAGCACAUAACCGAGGACUAAGUACAGAAGAAAAAAAGCCAAUUUCGAAAUUCUCAGCAUCUCCUUAAGGCAUGAAGGAAUCACAAUUAUUUUCCCAAAGUGAUUAACUUCAUAAAAGAGAUAGCAUUCCACAACCUAAUAUGGUAUGUUUCCAGUUCCGAAUCAUAGAAAAUAUUUCACGAUUUGAAGUUUUUCGUCAAAUAAACUAAAAUAAUUAGAUAAUAAAGUAACCUUAAAUAAAAACCUUUUGUUUUUUACAGUUUUCAAUACUUACAUUGAGACCAACUGUAUAUCGAUUAAUAGCUUGGUUGUGGGGUUGCAUAUUAUUCCUGUUCGUUUGUUCUGGAACGUUACACGGGUGCUUGUGUUGUAUUAAGUUUUAGCGCUUUAGAUUCAACUAUAAAAAUGCCGUCUACCAAGAUUAGUGAGCUUAAGAAUGAUAUUGAAGAAUUAUCCAAGUUUAUUAAUUUAACCACUAGACCUAAAGUGAAAGAAAUUCUGUCUCUUGAAGUCCGUAAGAUUGAAACUGAAAUUAUCAAGCUUAAAGAACUUAGUAAAGAAGUGCAGUCAGGAGUUCCCUCAAAAGCUCAAAGCUCAGUGGGAUCAAGAUGUUAUGAUGUUAAACUGACCAACUAUGCAUGGGAUCAAUCUGACAAGUUUGUGAAGCUCUUUGUCACACUUAAGAAUGUGCAGUCUCUUGAAGCAGUGCAAAUAUUUUGCAAGUUUUCUGCAAGGUCAGUUGAGCUAAGAGUUAAUGGACUUGAUAAUAGAAACUAUUUUCUUGUUAUAAACAACCUUCUGAAUGAUAUUGAUGAAACCAAAAGUCACUGGAAGGUAAAAACAGAUAUGGUAAUUGUUUAUCUCAGCAAGAGUCAGUCUAUUGAUUGGAAACAUUUAACUCUUAGUGAUCAGAAAUUGAAGGAUGCUCAGAAAAAAGAUAUGGAUGACAUGAAUUCAAAUGAGGAUCCUUCACAGGGCCUUAUGAACUUGAUGAAGAAGAUGUAUACUGAAGGUGACGAUGAUAUGAAAAGAACAAUUGCAAAAGCUUGGUGUGAAGGGAGGGAAAAAGGGCGUGAACACUUUAGAGUAGACAAUUUGAUUAAGUGAGAUAAUUUUUAAACUGCAUAAUGUAUAUAUAUGUCUAUGAAGGGUUCAUAGUUAAUAAUUUUUUUUUUCUAUCUUUAUACAAUUUAUUUUGUUCAGAAAUUACAUAUGAUUGUAUGCUAACCACGAUUUUAUUGUUAAAAUAGUGUAUGUAAUACUUUGUUAGUCAAGAAUUUUAUAGUAGAGUUUUUGUAUUCGAUUAGAAUAUUUUUACCCUAUCUCAGCAAUCUAUUUUAAGAUUUAGAUUUAACAAAGCUCAAAGUUUCUUUAGAUAUACAGUUACCUUCUCAUGUAGCUAGCUAUAUGAGAGGAAAUAAUUGAAUAUGUGAGAUUUAUUUUAUAUUCUACAUGCAAUUAUGAAAACAAAAAUAAUAUUAGUAAUAAGUUGCUUAUUCAUUUGUUGAUAUUAAAACAUAAUUGAUUCCUCUAGAGGUGAAAGUACAAAUUUGUUUAUUUAUGAAUCUUUCCUGAGAUAUUUCUUAGCAGUGCCUAAAAUAAGCUUAAGAAGGUUUGGCUGUUCCAUAUUUUAAAAGAACCUCAAGAUAUUGUUUUAAAAAUAAAUAAGAAUCUACUAAGUCUUAAGAAAAAUAAAUAUGCAUCAAUAUUUCAAUGAC
This is a messenger RNA of Nezara viridula (southern green stink bug), 2251 nucleotides long. NCBI's taxonomy places the organism in Eukaryota, Metazoa, Arthropoda, Insecta, Hemiptera, Pentatomidae. The record is from the annotation of a GenBank genome assembly.